This is a messenger RNA of Monascus purpureus, 1503 nucleotides long. The record is from the annotation of a GenBank genome assembly. NCBI's taxonomy places the organism in Eukaryota, Fungi, Ascomycota, Eurotiomycetes, Eurotiales, Aspergillaceae.
UAAUGUUCGAAGAUUAUAUAUACAUAGAUGGGCUAGCUACGACCUCUUGCAACUGAAACAUGAGGGCAAAAUGACCUUAGCUCUACCUGUGUGAACAAGUUUGCACUCCUUAUGCACCAUUGCACCAGCCUAAGUUUGACGUCACAGCUACGCCAGUUCACAGCAUGCCGGGGAUAGACACAAUCUUCAAUGCUUCUGGAGUAUCCAGUAACAAGGAUCAAUCAACAUCUCUAUUGUGACCAGUUACUACUCUGUUUGUUUUCUUGAUCCAGAGUGUUGGAUAGACUUGUGCAUUUACAUUAAGCCGGUUCUCUCUGGACUUUUCUGAGCAACAACACCCAACUAUAUCAAACUACCACACUCCGCUAGUUGACAAAUACAUUGGCAUACUGCCGGAUCGAAACGAAACAGAAAAUAGAAAAAAGAACAAUGUCUACUGAGAUCAAGACAAGCAAAGGAACCCAACCUGUUGACCCGUACAAGGCCAGGGGCUUCCAACAGCCCACCCUCGAAGAGAAGAUUCAGGAUCUGGUCCAUUUCAUCGACGAUCUCAAAUAUGGCAUGUUAACAACCAAGCUGUCUUCUGAUUCGGAUCUGCUCACGUCGCGCUGUAUGGCCAUAGCGGGGAUGGAAAACGGGGGCGUCGACCUCAUCUUCCACACAAACCUCUUCUCCGGCAAAACAAUGGAUCUAUCCGUCCACCCGACAGAAACAAACAUGUCCUUCCUCGACCCCGUAAGUGGCUCCUGGGCUUCCAUUUCCGGAACUGCCUCUAUCAUCGCCAACCAGGAAGCCAUCCAGAAGUAUUACUCGCCCGGUUUGAGGACCUGGCUGGGUGACCUGGGUGAUGGUGUGCAUGAUGGUGGACCCUCCGACCCCAGGAUCGGGUUGAUCAAACUCGAAGCGAAACUGUCGACGUAUAUGCUCUCCAAGCAUGGCAUUGUCGGGAGAGUGACUGAGACGGUCAAGAGUGCCGUUCAGGGAAAAGUUCCGGAUAUUAUUUCUAUUCGCGAAUUGUCGGGGGAGGAGCUGGAGAAGUGGCGUCGGACGCAUAAGGAUUGAACGCGGUUAUGUAUCUGCUCAUAUGAGUAUUAAAGUCCCAGAAUUCCUUGUUUUUUCUGCAGAGGGCUCUGGUUCAUAUCGAAGUUCGGACAAGGAUGGAGUCUACCUGUUUUAAUAGUGAUAGCUCAGAGAGGCUGAAUGAAUGAGAAGAGUGCUGUACUAUUCACCAGCGAAUAAAGGUCGACCUCGAAAUAGUCAAAUAGUGAGCACAUGCAUUUGCCAUGCCAGCAAAAAAGAAAGUUAUAUAUCCAACAAUUUUGUUCAUCUGUUCCUGGGUAUCAUUGAUCUUUCGCCCAAAACUCCCGAUACUUGCAUGUUCGGAACAUGUCUAGGUGUAGUGGCUAACCAAAUCCCUCAAAUGGGAAUGCAUACGGAAAUUUUAAAUCUAUGCCAUAUUAGCCCAAUGCCGAAGAAUGAAAGGUAACUGAAUCGGGUUUAUAC